AUGACGCACAAACACUAUUUUGAGGCUUUGGACAAAACCAUGAGGGAUUUAUUGAGGUUCACCAUACCGGGUAGUGCUGAAAAGACUUUUGAUGGAAAAACAAUAGUUUUGGGUGGCGAUUUUAAACAUAUCCUAACUGUUAUUCCGAAAACAACAAGACCAGUAGUUAUUAGGGCAAAUAUUAAUUCUUCAUGCAUAUUGACAAAUUGCAAGGUAUUAAGGCUCACCAAGAACUUGAGACUACGGACCUUAGCUUCAGAGGAAAAUAGACAGACGGUUGAUUGGUUUUCAAAAUGGAUUGCAGACAUCGGAGAUGGGAUUGCAAUGGUUGUAAACAGCGGUUCAUUUGAGAUCGAUAUUCUGGCACAAUCUUUGUUGAAGUGUGGACACAAUCCCAUAGCAACUAUAGUGGAAAUCACAUUCCCAAACUUGAGAUAUGGCAUGCUUGAUGAGUCGCAACUAGAAGGCCGAGCUAUCAUCUCGCCGACUUUAGAUGUCGUUGAUCAAAUUAAUCAAUACAUGUGCGACAUGAAUACUGCAGAAGGACAAAUAUAUUUAAGUUGUGACUCUUUGUGUAAGGCAGAAUCAGACAAUUUGACUGAUGGAUCAUCGUCAACGGUUUGCCACCUCAUCAUCACGGCUAACUGUCCGGUGCUCGCCAUCACCGUCGACCUUCUGUUACCUUUUUCUAGGAUGAAGGCUGCUACCUUCCAAAUUUGA
This is a messenger RNA of Ipomoea nil (Japanese morning glory), 720 nucleotides long. RefSeq lists its product as uncharacterized. The record is from RefSeq and is a predicted model, not a curated record. Lineage: Eukaryota; Viridiplantae; Streptophyta; Magnoliopsida; Solanales; Convolvulaceae. Gene Ontology annotation, molecular function: DNA helicase activity. Gene Ontology annotation, biological process: telomere maintenance; DNA repair. The transcript is spliced from 2 exons. The coding region runs from base 1 to 720 and encodes 239 amino acids.